GUUGAAUAGAAUUGCGUAUUAAAAAUAAAGCAUCACUAUAAUUCAGAACUAAUUAUUUUCUUGUAAACAAGACCGAAAUGUGACAGUCACAAUGGAUAUGUCUAAUGCAUUUUGUAAAUGGUUUUUAUUAUGGAUAUAUCUGCUAAAGUCAUCAUUGGUUGUAGGUGAAAGAGUUUGGAUGGAUGAUGAAACUAUGUGCAAGAAGAAAACCGCCAUAUUUGUGUAUGACGGAAAACCUUUUUUCAUUCAGGCCAAAGAAGGAAAUAAAGACAAUCCACCAAAGAUUUAUGAUUGUGAAUUAAUUGUUGGUCCUUUUGAUGAAAACAGAUCAUUAGUUGUUACAUUUAUAUCCUUUUAUAUCAAGACUUGUGCUGUAACAGUUGCCAUUUCUGAAGGGAUAUCAUCGACAAUGAUGCAUGAAAAAUCCUUAAAAACGCUUGAUUGUAAUACUAAAGGCAAGGCAAAAGACCAAUCUUUUAGACUUUCCAAAGAGAAUACAUAUUUGAGAUUUUAUUUAAAGACAGAUAAUCCAAAUGAUCUCAGAUAUAAUUUCAUAUUAAAUAUAACUUCAGUACCGUUGAAACCAGAAGAUGAUAGUCAAUUGUCAGUAGGUGUAAAGAUUGGAAUAGCUAUAAUAAGUGUAAUAGCUUUUGUACUUAUUGUGUACUUUGUAUUCAAAAUUGUAAAACUGAGAAUGUCCAUAAAAGAGGACUUUGAUGUCUCCCCGUCUGCCUCUAAUCUAUAUAACCUUCCUGGUAGUAACGCAUCUAAUGUGAAUGCUUAUGUACCUGUCCCAGGGAAGGAACCAGCUGCAAGACAAAUAAGGGAACCAGAUCCAGAGAUCUAUUAUGAGUUCAGUCCAUCGGAGACACCAGUGAGAGAGAAUGGAUCAACUGACCCAAAGACACCAGAACUCUUACCUCCAACUUACGAGGAAGCUUUAGAAAACUCUGUGCCACUGACUGAAACAGAUCGUCUUAAUGCAGAAUAUGUAAAUUAUAAUACAGAAAACUCAUAAUGUAUACCUGUGUAAUUAUCAUGAUUUCAAGAUAGUGAGCCAUUGUUAGAACAAAUACUGUUAUAAGAAAAAGCUUUAAACAGAUCUUGCCACAAUUCAUUGGUUAUGAUGAAUAGGAUUAGAAUCUUUAGGUGGGGUCUAAACUUUAUUGGCAUAGUAUUUAAUGAGAGGGUGGCAGGACCCUUCUUGCGGGACAUUUGUAUCAGGUGUUUUUAAGCUAUGGAUUUCAGGAUUGAUCCUUUAGGGAUCCAAAUUCGUGAAUUCUUUUUUUUCAAAUUUUGGGAUGUCUAGAUUUUAAAUUCUUUAAAUUUUGGACCUUAGGAUUUCAUGUGUUUAAGCCCAGGAAUUUGGGAUCAUGACCCCUCCAAUCCCCCUCCAUUUAAUGGAAUUGAAAAUAUGUUUUGACUUCCAUUUAACCAAUGAUGAAUAGGGUUGUUUAAAACAAGGACAAGUUGAUUCCUAUAUGAAAACGUUGAUGUGUGUUUAAAAUACUGAACCUCUAAGAAUGAGAAGAAUUUAAAGUAAAAAGAGGAUAACUUGUGUUUACUAAAAUUGUGAGAGAAAAAAGUCCUAUGUUGUCUCAAAUAAUCCCACCUACCAUUCUAUAUGCAUAUUAUUUUUUCGAGAAACACUGGGGGAUCAGAAUAAAAUGUCUGAUUAAGCAGGGUUUCGAAAUACUCAGGUUUAUUCUGCAAGGAUACACAUAUUUUGAAACCAUCAAAAUGUAUUGGUUAAAGCAGGAUGUUGGAAUACACAGGUGUGGGAUUAGGCAAAAUACACUGUGUGUAUUCGCUUUUUAUUAAAAUUUUGAUUGAAAGGACAAUUUGUGAAUAAGGUUGAAAUGAAUUUUACAAAUUAUAACAGGUAGCUUUGUCUUUGCAAGUCUAUUUUGUUACAUUUUUUAAUGAUUUCUUCUGCCGUAGAAAGCUACAACUUGUUACUUUUUUUAUGUUCUAGAUAUAUAGGGUCAGUGGUGAAUCCAGAACUUUUUGAAAGUAGGGGGUCCUGCUAACUGACCUAAGGGGGGAUCCAGUCACAAUAUAUAAUCAACCAAAUUUUUCCCUGAAUCUGCCAAUGAGGGUAUUUUCGUGGAUAGUUGUCUUAUUAACAAUCAUAUGAGUCUAUUACUAUAAUUUAUGAAUAUGUAUAUUUGGAAUCAGUCAAUGGAUUUAAAAUAAAAUGAUAACAGAUAUCAGUAAAUAUUUGUAUGAGGAAUUAUAUUUUGUGAAUCAUCAAAGGAUAAUUCAUAUACCAUUUUUUAUUGGGUUUUUGCUCGAUGCUACAUCUAGUAGUGCUUUCAUUUUAUAAUUGAUUUUAUUGUGUAAAGAAAUCAUGCAGGAAUUACAUUAGUAUGAUGCUAAUCAUUCAAAAGUCAUUGAUCAAUACUUUACUGAACCACAGAUCCUCGAUCACUAAUAUUUCUCAAUCCAAAAAUAUUUUUAUUGUAUUCAUACAAUUUGUUUUUAUCAUAAUUCUAUAUGACAGGAGCUGUACUGUCCAAAUAUUUGUGCACUGCAAAUUGAAUAUAUAUUCAUUGCAUCAUUUAGUUAUUGAUUUUACUUCAUAUUAUGUUGUAACCUUACUUUUGUACAAAUGUAAUAUUUAAUUCAACAGAUAUUAAUUAUAAUUUUGUAAUCUCUGAGAUAUAAAAAAAAAGUAUGCAGGCAAUUGGUGUGAAAUUUGUCCUUUAAAAAAAAUAUUAGGUUGUUUUUUUCUUGUAUUGUGCGGGCAUGUUAGCUUCAACUAUGACCUCUUUAAACGAGGAAAUGUAUUGUUUUUGUUGUUGUAGGAUUUUGUUUCUAAAGUUAUUAGAUGUGUGUCUGUGUUAUUUAUUUUGUGAACAAAUACCUAAUGAAAAUAAAGUUGAUAAAUUGUUCACACUCUUAAUACAUACAUACUGUGAAAUUAAGAUUUUUUUUACAUGUCUCCCCUAAUAAUUUCCUGUAAAAGAAUGAUAUCUCACAAAAAUUGCUAAAUACUGGUCACUGCAAUUUUGAAGUGAGAUGUUUGCUCUAUAUUGGUGGUCUAAUUCAUUUAACCCUUGUUGAUCACAGCGACCGUUUGAACAUUUAUAAAGUGGAUAUGAAUUGUUAGUUUGUGUAUGGACAAUCAGCUUCAUUUCCAUCUACACCAAUAAUACUUUCAAUUAUUAUUUUAAUCAUCCGUCUCCUAAAUUUUCUAAUCAAUUAAAACCUGAUAAGCCAGAUAGAUAAACAUAUGGACGUAUUCUACUUUUAUAAAGAAAAUUAUUUUUCUUCUUUGAAUACAUAACAUAAAAGGAUUUUUUUUCAACCGUUAAAAUGAUGCACUUGUUAAACAUUUUAUGAACAAUCAUCCCUUGAAUUUUGUAAAAUAGUUGUUUUUGUUGCUUAUUUAUAUAUUAUCAUGUUCUAAGAUUGCACACCUUUGUAUUUUGUGCAUUAGAUUAAACUUUACUGCAAUUUAUCUAUAUAGGAUUACUAUAUAUGAAAUGGGUACAGACUACAAUAUGUGUUACAUUUAAUUGGGCUAGUAACACAGAUCUUGAAAAUAUGUGCAUUCAUGUCAUAGAUAAGUUUAACAAAUAUUUUUUUGUUUUUUUAGGUCUAUUUACUACUU
Mytilus trossulus (common blue mussel) is the source of this 3616-nucleotide messenger RNA. RefSeq lists its product as uncharacterized. Lineage: Eukaryota; Metazoa; Mollusca; Bivalvia; Mytilida; Mytilidae. The record is from RefSeq and is a predicted model, not a curated record. The transcript has 6 exons. Bases 92 to 1018 code for a protein of 308 amino acids.